AUGAAUCCUCGAUUGACUAGUUUUGAUCUGUCCAAGUCCAUGGUGGCAGCUGGUAUUGACAUUGGUACUUCAACAGUGAGAGACAGGUUUUUAGAACGUGGGCGGAAAGCACGUCGACCGUACAAGAAGCAGCUUCUCACGCCUCGUAUGAAGAAAAAAAGGUUAGAAUGGGCACGGAAAUAUAAAAUAUGGACUGAAGAGGACCGGCACUGUCUUUUCAAAGACAUAAUGCAUUAUGUAGAAGUUGGCAGAGAAGGGCCCUUUAAUUUGAAAAGCUUUUCUGAAGCCUUGAACGAUUUUGAGCCUUCUAUUACCGCAACUGAAGUGAUGGAAGUCCUGGACAGUAUGGAGAAGAACGAAUUCGAAGAGUUGGAUUUCGGAAAAUUUCUUUUCCUUCUGGCGUACAAAGAUCAUGCACCCACUGAAGAGGAUCCUGACGACAUUGAUAAAAAGUUAUCAUCAAAGGUGGUAACUGCUCGCCAAUGUCGCUUGCUGUCCGCCAUUUCAUAUUUCGUGCUGAUUGCGAGCCCUGAAGAGAUUGAAAGAUUCUACUUCCAAAACACACGGAGGAAAUCCACAGUGCUGCACCACCAUCUCGAGACCACCCGACUCCAAGGUCUAACCGAGAGGCAAAUGGAAGAGAAGCAGCUAAGAGCUCGAAAAAAUUUGGCUCCGUUGUACAAGUUAACUGCUUCGCCGUAUGCUAGCCCAGUUCCUUUUGUACCUCGCUUCAAGAAAACUAAGUUAUAUAAAGAACUCACUGAUGGUCAGCAAUCAGACGUUGAGUCAAAUAUCUCCAAAACGAAAAAGAAGAUAUCUAGGCCUAUCAAGCCGAUUAAACCAAAGCGCGAACUGGGCGAGCCUUGGAGUUUUGAAUCUGAGGAAGAUGAAAUUUGCAGUCAAAUGCACUAUGGAAGAAUUCCUUUGCCAGAGAUGAAAAUGCCUGCUAAGAUGUUGAAAGACAUGAGGAAGCGAUGCACAGUGGAGCAUAAAGACUUUAUAAUGAACAAAUCAUAUGAAGCCCUAGCUGAUUUCAAGCAACGUAUGAAAGAAGCAGCUGUUAUCUAUGCUCGUAAGAGUUUGAAACCCAUACUGAAAAAAGAUUUCAGGUCUAAAGACGAAAUAGAUAGCUUUGUUCAAAUCUACCAAAAAUACCUGCCAUUGGAGCUUAGCGACGUGAAAGACUUCUCACUUUGGAUACAGCCUGGGGGAUAUCAAAAAAUGAACACUAAAAAAUCUUCGUUUCCAAAUCAAUUUGCGUUUGGCUCAAAAAUACCAUAA
Messenger RNA from Uloborus diversus, 1281 nucleotides. RefSeq lists its product as uncharacterized. The record is from RefSeq and is a predicted model, not a curated record. Gene Ontology annotation, biological process: DNA transposition; DNA integration. Gene Ontology annotation, molecular function: DNA binding. NCBI's taxonomy places the organism in Eukaryota, Metazoa, Arthropoda, Arachnida, Araneae, Uloboridae. The transcript has 7 exons. The coding region runs from base 1 to 1281 and encodes 426 amino acids.